This is a messenger RNA of Hemiscyllium ocellatum (epaulette shark), 2544 nucleotides long. It is a transcript of the gene pmela, whose product is annotated as premelanosome protein a. The transcript has 12 exons. Gene Ontology annotation, biological process: melanosome organization. Gene Ontology annotation, cellular component: melanosome. Lineage: Eukaryota; Metazoa; Chordata; Chondrichthyes; Orectolobiformes; Hemiscylliidae. The record is from RefSeq and is a predicted model, not a curated record. Bases 12 to 2498 code for a protein of 828 amino acids.
AGGAAGAAAAAAUGCGGAACGAUUUGCAGUUGCUCUUGAUUUUUAUCAUUUGUGCUGCUCCUAUGGUUGCCAGCUGGUCUCCUAAUGGCGGACACAGAAGGAACAAAGAGAACUUUUCCCCUCGACAGUCAACGGGCUACAAAUCCUGGAAUUCUGAUCUUUAUCCCAUUUGGAAGAAUGGGGACUCUAGAUGGCAUGACUGUUGGAAAGGUGGACCAAUUUCACUUGAAGUUAACAACGAUGCCCCCACUUUAACUGGUGCUAAAGCCACAUUCUACAUUAACUUGAAAUUCCCUCAGAAUCAGACCAUCCAGGCUGAUGGUGAGAUUAUUUGGACGGAAAACUGUACUUUAAAUGGUACACAAAUAACUGCUGGUGAGUCAGUGUAUCCUAAUAAUACAUGGCAGAAUGGUGACAAGAUGUUUCCAGAUGGAAGGCCCUUUCCAAGAAUCACAAAGAAGAAAGGAUCCAAAUUUAUCUUUGUAUGGCAAACUCUAGGGAAGUAUCAGCAGGUUGUGGAUGGGCCAUCAUCGCUGGUGGUUGUUGACACAACAGAUGUCCCAUUAGGUUCCUACACCAUGGAGGUAACUGUGUAUCAUUAUCGUGGACGCCAGAAAUUCAUUCCAAUUGGAAAAGCUAAUUCACAGUUUACAAUCAUUGAUCAGAUUCCAUUCUCUGUUGAGAUUUCCCAGAUUAGUGAUCUCAAUGAUGCUGACAACAGUUUCAUACAGAACCGGGCUAUUCUGUUUGGAAUUAAACUCCAUGACCCGAGCCGAUAUUUAAAAGAUGCUGAUAUCAGCUUCUCUUGGGAUUUUGGAGAUGGAAGUGGUACCCUAAUCUCCCGGGUCCCUACAGUGACGCACACGUACCUUUCAACAGGAGCAUUCAAGCCACAAGUAUUCCUACAGGCUGCUAUCCCAUCAACUGUGUGUAGCACAGCCAACCCGACUAUUGAGAAUUCAACUCCAAUGAUCUCAACUAUAACUUCUGACCCCUCAUCACCUCUGUCUCUCAUAGGAUCCUCUGUUGUGACCUCUGAUCUGAUUGUAUCCCCAGUAACUAGUGAGCCUACUACACAGGAGGUUGCUACAGGAAAUACAGCUCCUCCUCAGCCACCAACAGUUGAACCUGUUGCUGUAUCAACUCUACUGCCUGAUUCCCCAGUACCGCCGUCUGAGCAGCAGACAAUCAUAAUAUUCCCCAGUUCUCCAGGAGACCCUAUUCCAGUUCCUUCAUCUACCAUCAGUCCUGUAACCCUUGACUCUGAUGAUGCAAUAAAUGCAGCAAUCACUGUCUCAGAACAAGCUAUAAAUGCAGCAACCCCUGUCUCUGAUGAAGCUAUAAAUGCGGCAACCCCUGUCUCUGAUGAAGCUAUAAAUGCGGCAACCCCUGUCUCUGAUGAUGCAAGCAAUGCAGCAACCCCUGUCUCUGAUGAUGCAAGCAAUGCAGCAACCCCUGUCUCUGAUGAUGCAAUAAAUGCAGCAACCCCUGUCUCUGAUGAUGCAAUUAACGCAGCAAUCGCUAUCUCAGAACAAGCUAUAAAUGCGACAACCCCUGUCUCUGAUGAAGCUAUAAAUGCGGCAACCCUCAUCUCCGAUGAUGCAAUAAAUGCAGCAGCCCCUGUCUCUGAUGACGCAAUAAAUGCAGCAAACGCUGUCUCAGAACAAGCUAUAAAUGCGGCAACCCCUGUCUCUGAUGAAGCUACAAACUCAACAACCCCUCCCUCUGAUGAAGACGUAAAUGCAGCAAUCACUGUUUCAGACCAAUCAACCACUCUAUCUGCCACAAUGCUGAUUCCAGAGAGUGAGACAACUACAAUGGACACAAAUGAAGGACUGAUGGUGGUGAAACGACAGGUUAUUGAGGAUCCAGCAGAUAACUGCCUUAUCUACCGCUAUGGCACCUUCAGUACCACUGUCAAUAUUGUCCAGGGCAUUGAAAGUGUGGAAAUUGUGCAAAUAUCAAACGUGGUGCCAGGAUCAGUGGCAGAGAUGCAGCAAAAUGCUGUGGAUUUCACAGUGACAUGUCAGGGAAGCUUCCCAAGUGAGAUCUGCACUGUUGUCUUGGAUGCAGACUGCAUAAAUCCUCAGCAAACUGAUUGUAGUGAAGUGCUGCCUGCUGAUGAAUGUCAGCUUAUCCUUCGCCAAUUUUUCAACUCCUCUGGAACUUAUUGCGUAAAUGUCUCGAUGACAAAUGCAGUCAGCUUGGCUGUUGCUAGUGCCCGUGUUGAUGUGAACCCAAUUGCAGGUGGGACACCUAAUACAACUGAAGCCUUGGUAAUUGUUGGGAUGUUGCUCAUUGCAAGUACCAUUGGAGUUGUAGCCAUUACCUACAGGAAGUAUAAGGAAUAUGCUCCCUUGCAGCAAAACCCUUCGAGGAUUCACUCUGAGUGGAUCCCGGACAGGGCUGCCGUGAACAUUUUCCUAAGAAAUAUGUUCAGUCGUCAACGGAGUAAAGUCAGUGAGAACAGCCCUUUGUUACAUGGGUGUGUUGUCUGAGACACUGAACAUGGAUUAUGAAAGUGGAUUCAUGUUACUAAUAAAA